Molecule: messenger RNA, 1968 nt
Organism: Pyricularia pennisetigena
Lineage: Eukaryota; Fungi; Ascomycota; Sordariomycetes; Magnaporthales; Pyriculariaceae
Exons: 4
Coding region: 1-1968 (655 amino acids)
Biological process (GO): mitotic cell cycle phase transition; regulation of cyclin-dependent protein serine/threonine kinase activity
Cellular component (GO): cytoplasm; cyclin-dependent protein kinase holoenzyme complex; centrosome
Molecular function (GO): cyclin-dependent protein serine/threonine kinase regulator activity
Source: RefSeq, a predicted model, not a curated record
AUGGACGCAAGGCCACAACGUCCCUCCCGUGCUGGAGCCAUCCAGCCGUCUGGUAACGAGAACAUUGCACCGGCCAAACAAGGUUUACAUCAGCGUCAUAAGUCGGCCGGAAAUCUGAAGACGAUCUACAACCCAGCUACCGCGUUCCCGGGAGGUGGUCUCAACGUUGCACCAAAGCGAGCUGUCUUCGGCGAGAUGAACACAAACGUCAAGAGCGGAGCUCAGGAUCUACCUUCAAAGAAGGCAUCCAUGGCUCCAGCGGUUUCUCAGGUGGGCAAGGAGAACUCUGGCAAACCAGCAACUCUGCAAAAGCCUGCACAACGAUCGGGCAAAAGCUACGCGAUGCUGCACCAGCAGCCAACAGCGGUUGAUACCAAAAAUGCUGGAGCUCGCAAGACCGCGGGUGAUUCACUCGCGAAGCCUCCUGUGACCAAGAAGACCACUUUCGUGUACCAAGACACGACUACGUCUCAACGCCUGGCGGAGUCGAGCCAGCAUGUCAUUGCUGAUCAUCCAGUAAUCCUCCCAAAACCCGACAUAAUCAAGAAUCCCCGUCAUUACAAAAGCCAACCUCAACUCAAGCUGGAUCAGCCUGUCCUCCGCCGGACUCUUAGCAGACAGUUCGCCGAGGUGGCGAGCCUGAUUUCACCAGCUUUGACGGAAGAGCCCCAAGACCCGCCAUACGAGGACGCAUUGGAAGAGAUUGCCGACAUCAACGAGCCCAGGGACGUUCCAAUCAGCAUACUAGGAGACUUCAUGGAGGAGCCAAACAUUGAGAUUAUCUCGCAUGAUGCUAUAAAUGACUACCCCCUCCAUGAACAUGUCCCAGCACCACCAACAGCAUUCGAGUCCGAAGACGGGUGGGAGGAGGAGGACGGCGACAUGGAUGACGACCAGGGUUACACCACUGCCCACUCUUAUCGAUCCCAUGGCGAAAACACCACGGGAGGAUUCACUGAACUACUAGCCCCCAAGGCAACGGCCAGAGUGCAACAGGAACUGGAGCAAGCCAAAGCCAUCGUCGAGGAAUCAAGGACGAUUGAGGAAAUCGAAGAGGAACAAUGGGACGUCAGUAUGGUGGCAGAGUAUGGAGAAGAGAUCUUUGAGUAUAUGCGAGAACUCGAGACCCGUAUGACUCCCGACCCCCAUUACAUGGAUAUUCAAACAGAGAUACAGUGGUCUAUGCGCUCCGUCCUGAUCGACUGGGUCGUUCAGGUUCACCACCGAUUCACACUUCUCCCUGAGACUCUUUUCCUGUGUGUCAACUACAUCGACCGGUUCUUGUCGCAAAAGGUCGUUUCGGUUGCCAAGUUACAACUUGUCGGAGCCACGGCCAUAUUCAUCGCGGCCAAGUACGAGGAAAUCAAUUGUCCCUCGGUCAAUGAGAUAAUAUUCAUGGUCGACAAUGGCUUCUCUGCCGAUGAGAUUCUCAAGGCUGAGCGUUUUAUGCUCAGCAUGUUGCAAUUUGAGCUUGGCUGGCCCGGUCCCAUGAGCUUCUUGCGCCGGAUCAGCAAGGCCGAUGACUACGACCUAGAGACCAGGACUCUGGCGAAGUACUUCCUCGAGGUUACUAUCAUGGACGAGAGGUUCGUUGGCUGCCCGCCAAGCUUCCUGGCGGCUGGAGCACACUGCCUGUCCCGGAUGAUUCUGGAAAAGGGUGACUGGGCUCACACAUACUGGUCGGGUUAUACCUGGUCUCAGCUCAGACCACUGGUGGCGUUGCUAUUCGACUGCUGCCAGUAUCCCGAGAAGCACCAUCAAGCCGUGUUCGAAAAGUACUGCGACCGCCGCUAUAAGGGUGCGUCGACGUUUGUCCAGAGGGCCAUCGCGCGCGGCUGGACGCCGCCUUUCCCCGUCCAGCAGCCAUUCGUGCUGGACGCAAACUCCUUCGCCGAGACCAUUGCCUCCUGCAGAAACUUUUCUUCAAUGGAAGUGGGACGCAUGAUGGCGACCGCUGGGCAAGCUUGA